This is a messenger RNA of Mya arenaria, 1239 nucleotides long. RefSeq lists its product as uncharacterized. Bases 1 to 1239 code for a protein of 412 amino acids. The record is from RefSeq and is a predicted model, not a curated record. NCBI's taxonomy places the organism in Eukaryota, Metazoa, Mollusca, Bivalvia, Myida, Myidae. The transcript has 3 exons.
AUGGAAGUAAGGAUAGAUCAAGUGCAGUUAAAUCACAGCCAUUCAUUGACCAGUUACCCAACCCCAGUGCAGUUGAUUCACCGCCAUUCAUUGACCAGUUACCCAACCACAGUGCAGCUGAUUCACAGCCAUUUAUUGACCAGUUACCCAACCCCAGUGCAGUUGAUUCACCGCCAUUCAUUGACCAGUUACCCAACCCACAGUGCAGUUGAAUCACAGCCAUUUAUUGACCAGUUACCCAACCCCAGUGCAGUUGAUUCACCGCCAUUCAUUGACCAGUUACCCAACCACAGUGCAGCUGAUUCACCGCCAUUCAUUGACCAGUUACUCAACCCCAGUUCAGUUGAUUCACCGCCAUUUAUUGACCAGUUACCCAACCCCAGUGCAGCUGAUUCACCGCCAUUCAUUGACCAGUUACUCAACCCCAGUUCAGUUGAUUCACCGCCAUUUAUUGACCAGUUACCCAACCCCAGUGCAGCUGAUUCACCGCCAUUCAUUGACCAGUUACCCAACCACAGUGCAGUUAAAUCACAGCCAUUUAUUGACCAGUUACCCAACCCCAGUGCAGUUGAUUCACCGCCAUUCACUGACCAGUUACCCAACCACAGUGCAGUUAAAUCACAGCCAUUCAUUGACCAGUUACCCAACCACAGUGCAGCUGAUUCACCGCCAUUUAUUGACCAGUUACCCAACCACAGUGCAGUUAAAUCACAGCCAUUCAUUGACCAGUUACCCAAACACAGUGCAGUUGAAUCACAGCCAUUCAUUGACCAGUUACCCAACCCCAGUGCAGUUGAAUCACAGCCAUCCAUUAAGCAGUUACCCAAACUAAUGCAGUUGAAUCACAGCCAUCCAUUAACCAGUUACCCAACCCUUGUGCAGUUGAUUCAUAGCAAUUCAUUGACCAGUUACCCAACAACAGUGCAUGCAGUUGAAUCGCAGCCAUUCAUUGACCAGUUACCCAACCCAGUGCAGUUGAUUCACAGCCAUUCAUUGACCAGUAACCCAACCUCAGAGCAGUUGAUUCACAGCCAUUCAUUUACCAGUGACCCAACCCCAGAGCAGUUGAUUCACAGCCAUUCAUUUACCAGUGACCCAACCCCAGAGCAGAUGAAUCACAGCCAUUCAUUGACCAGUAACCCAACCCCUGUGCAGUUUGCCCACAGUCAUUUAUUGACCAGCUACCCAACCCCAGUGCGGUUGGAUCAGAGCCAUUCAUUGACCAGUUACCAUAACUAA